AUGAAUCACCUACGGCUCCAGAUAGCCAUCUUGGACGAGAGUAGAAAAUGUGCUGCCGCCAAAGCUGCUGCUGCUGUCAUAAAUUGGUUACAUAGCUCUUCACGACUCUCGCCUGGUGUACAAGAUAUUUGUCUCCUUUUCUUUCUUUCUUGUUUGUUUGCUUUUUCUUUGUCGUUUCUCCCUUUUUCAUUGUUUCUUUCUUUCUUUUCCGUUCUGCCUCUUGAUUCAUUCAUUCAUUCAUUCUUUCUUUCUUUCUUUCUUUCUUUCUUUCUUUCUUACUUCUUUUUUCUUUGUCGUUUCUCCAUUUUUCAUUGUUUCCUUCUUUUCCUAUCUGCGUCUUUCUUGAUUCCUUUUUCUUUCUUUCUUUCUUUCUUUCUUUCUUUCUUUCUUUCUUUCUUUCUUAGCUUUUCCUUUUUCUCAUCCUUUGCCUCUUUCUUUCUUUCUUUCUUUCUUUCUUUCACUUGCGGUUCCUUUCUUUCUUUCUUUCUUUCUUUCUUUCUUUUUCUUUCUUUCUUGCUUUCUUUCUUGCUUGCUUUCUUUUUCUCACUGAAACCAAACAGUGUCUUUGAUAUCCUUCCUUUUCUUUCUUUCUUUCUUUCUUUCUUUCUUUCUUUCUUUCUUUCUUUCUUUCUUUUCUCACUGAAACAAAACAGCGAAUCUGAUAUAUUUCUUUGCUAUCUUUUUCUUUCUUUCUUUCUUUCUUUCUUUCUUUCUUUCUUUCUAUUAGAUUUCUUUGCUAUCUUUUGCUUUCUUUCUUUCUUUCUUUCUUUCAUUCUUUUUGUAUUAGAUAGGUUUCUUUGUCUCAUUAAAUCCAAAUAG
This is a messenger RNA of Acanthosepion pharaonis, 819 nucleotides long. Lineage: Eukaryota; Metazoa; Mollusca; Cephalopoda; Sepiida; Sepiidae. The record is from the annotation of a GenBank genome assembly.